Molecule: messenger RNA, 2485 nt
Organism: Triticum aestivum (bread wheat)
Lineage: Eukaryota; Viridiplantae; Streptophyta; Magnoliopsida; Poales; Poaceae
Product: probable flavin-containing monooxygenase 1
Exons: 5
Coding region: 80-1660 (526 amino acids)
Molecular function (GO): flavin adenine dinucleotide binding; N,N-dimethylaniline monooxygenase activity; NADP binding
Source: RefSeq, a predicted model, not a curated record
UCUUGCACACACAUCAAUCGAUCACAAGUUCACCACACACAACCAGAGCUCCAUCCAUCACCUCGAGUCGUCCACGGCCAUGGCGCAAGGACAAGCAGCACGGGCCACGAGGGAGGCCGUGCCUCCGGUGUCCCGUGUGGCCAUCAUCGGCAGCGGGAUCAGCGGGCUCGCGGCCGCCAAGCAGAUGGCGGCCUACGACCCCGUGGUGUUCGAGGCGACGCCGUCCGUGGGCGGGGUGUGGAAGCACUGCGUGUACCGCACCACGCGGCUCCAGACGCCACGCGCGAACUACGAGUUCUCCGACUACUCAUGGCGCAACCGUGACGACCCGGCGUUCCCGACCCACACCGAGGUCGUCGACUACCUCGAGGGCUACGCCGACGAGUUCGAUCUCUGGCGCUACAUCUCGUUCGGGUCCAAGGUGGUGGACAUCAAGUUCCUCGGCGGCGCCGAGGCCGGGUUCACCGAGCUGUGGAGCGGCACCGGCAAGAAUCCUCUCCGUGGCAAGCCCAUGUGGGAGGUCGGCAUCGUCACCGGCGACUCCAACACCGUUCAGUAUUACAAGUUCGAGUUCGUGGUGAUGUGCACGGGGAAGUACGGCGACGUGCGGCGGAUGCCGGUGUUCCCGCCGGGGAAGGGGCCGGAGGUGUUCAAGGGGACGGUGAUGCACUCGCUGGAGUACUGCAAGCUGAGCAAGGAGGAGACCGUUGAGCUGAUGAGAGGAAAGAAGGCUGUGGUGGUUGGGUACAAGAAGAGCGCUAUCGAUCUAGCCAACGAAUGUGUUCAGGCAAACCAAGGCGACGGCGGCCAGGCGUGCACGAUGCUGGUGCGGACCCUGCAUUGGAUGGUGCCGUCAUACUCCAUCUGGGGCUUGCCAUUCUUCCUGUUUUACUCGACACGCUUCUCCCAACUCUUCUACGAGCGGCCCAACCAGGGCUUCUUCAGAUCCCUCCUCUGCCGCCUCAUGAGCCCACUGCGGGCAGGGGUGUCGAAGUUCAUCGAGUCAUACCUGUCAUGGAAGCUGCCGCUGGGAAAGUACGGUCUGACGCCGGACCACCCCUUCGUCGAGGACUACGCCAGCUGCCAACUGGCCUUCCUCCCGGAGGGCUUCUUCGACAUGGCGGACCGCGGCCUGGUGCGCUUCAAGAGGGCCCCCGACGGGUGGUGGCUCUCGGAGAACGGCGUCGUCCUCGAAGACGGCACGGAGGUGGAGGCCGACCUCGUCUUCCUCGCCACCGGCUUCGAGGGCACGGACAAGCUCCGGGAGGUCCUCCCCAAGCCCUUCCGCGGCCUCCUCGUCAACAAGUCCUCCAUGAUACCGCUCUACCACGGCACGAUCCACCCGCUGAUCCCGAACAUGGCGUUCGUGGGGUUCGUGGAGAGCGCGUCGAACCUGCGCACAUCCGAGCUGCGAUGCCGAUGGCUGGCGGGGCUGCUGGAGGGACGGUUCGAGCUGCCGACGGUGAAGGCCAUGAUGGGGCACGUCGCCGGCGAGGCCGACGCCAUGCGCCGCACCACGCGGUUCUACCGCCGCCACUGCAUCUCCACCUACAGCAUCCACGACGGCGACGGCAUGUGCGCUGACCUGAGCUCCGCCACGCACCGCAAGGCCAACUGGAUCGCCGAGCUCUUCGCGCCAAACAACAAGCGGGACUACUAGGAACAAUAACUACAUUUACUCGACCGCAUCAACAGACGAGCGGUCGACCGCAUCUAUAGCUAAUAAUAUCGCUAAUAAGAAUUUCUAUAGACGUACUCUACUUAAUAUGCUGAACUACUGCACUUAUUUCGACCUCCGUGCUGCGGGUGGGAUGGGGGUGUGGAGCCUGACCAGGAGAAAUCCAUGGCCGGCCAUGGCUGGCCGCGUCGGCAGCGUGCUCAGCCUCCCUCCACCCACCAUCAUCUAGCCUCCCGGGUGAAAGCCCUACCCUUGGUGGGCGGCGGCGGUGCUCUUGGUGCCGUUCUUCUUUUUAAAGGCGCCGUCUUUGAGAGUUGUUUGGUUGGUGAGCGUUGUUGAGGUGCGUUUGGUGGCGGCCAUGGUGUGUCCUCUUUGUCCAAGCAUGAUGCUAUCCCUCUUCUGCGGCCGAGCCGUGGGCAAUUCUGCUUGAGGGAAGCUUUGGCGGCUCGUCGGCUGUGCGUGGAUCCUCUCUAUGUGGCCAUCUUCCGGCUGCAACCAUUGUUGUUCUAGGUGAAACAUCUCCAUCUUUCGACAGUGCGGCGCUUAUCGAGCUAGGCGAGGCCACGAGGAGGUUGUGUCUUCCGUGCCGAGUUUCGUAGUUGUUUGGUGAUCACAUUCCCUGUUGAUGUCGGCCAUCCCUUCUCCUCUGUGCCAGCAUGGUCCUAGUUCCCUGGUGCUUCGUUCUUGGAGGAGAGCCUCGAUGUCUUCAGCUACGUGCUUCUCUGAUUUAUCCUUCUAGUUUGUAGCGUUUGAGAUUAUAUUAGCUGAUUUCUAAUGCAUAUGUAUCUUACCGGGUUGUAUUUCCUU